GCGAGAUAGCGGCGUAUAUGCUCGCUCGUCGGCUGGUAGCCUGGUACUCGACCCAGCCACAGCCUGGUUGCUUGGCGUCCUCGUUGCCUUACCCUUCCAAACGAGCUCCAUCGUCUCCACUUUCCACAGCCCACCUCCACCUACCGCAGCAGCAAGGGCCCUUGUCGCGCGGCGGCGGCGGGGAGGAUGUCAUCGCCGCCGGCACCGGUAUUCGAGAGGCUGGCCGGGAUCCGGCCCCUCGCCGAGUCCGGCCGCUUCAAGGCAUGGUUCCUGGACCAGUUCGGUGUUCUUCAUGACGGGAAGAAACCCUACCCGGGCGCCAUUUUGGCAUUGGAGAAGCUCGCUGGGAAUGGCGCCAAGAUGGUGAUAAUCAGCAAUUCCUCAAGGCGGUCGUCUGUAACCAUGGAGAAGCUGCAGAGCCUUGGGUUUGACACGUCUUGUUUCCUCGGGGCGAUCACCAGCGGGGAACUCACCCAUCAGUACCUUGACAAGAGGGAUGACCCAUGGUUUGCAUCUCUGGGAAGGAAGUGUGUCCAUCUGACAUGGGGCAAUCGAGGUGCAAUUUCUCUGGAGGGACUUGGUUUGCAAGUUGUGAACAAUGUUGACGAUGCAGAGUUUAUACUAGCCCAUGGUACUGAAGCCCUGGGUUUACCUUCUGGUGAUCCACUUUCGAAAAGUCUUGAGGAGCUUGAGCAGAUUCUAGUGCUUGGUAUACAAAAGCGACUUCCAAUGGUGGUAGCUAAUCCAGAUUAUGUCACUGUUGAAGCUCGAAACCUGCGUGUCAUGCCUGGCACCCUGGCAGCAAAAUACGAGAGUCUUGGUGGUGAAGUAAAAUGGAUGGGGAAGCCUGAUAAGGUUAUCUAUACAUCAGCAAUGUCCCUAGCAGGUGUUGAAGCACACGAAUGUAUCACCGUAGGUGAUUCGCUGCACCACGACAUCAAAGGCGCAAAUGGAGCCGGAAUGGCAUCUGCAUUCAUCACUGGAGGUAUCCAUGCGGCUGAACUUGGACUCGGUGAAUUUGGAGAAACUGCUGGAGAUGAUGCCGUCAGUGCGUUGUGUUGCAAGCAUAGCUCAUACCCAUCUUACGUUUUGCCUUCAUUUGCAUGGUAGAAAACACGGUUUAGAUUCAGGCACACCGUUUAAACGGGAUUGCGGUCUAGGAUAAUGAUGCUCUUUUCAGUUGUCAAAGUGAGCAUCAAGACCGUGGAGGUGUUUCAGUGCCGCGCUAAAUUAUUAGCGUUAUGCAUUUUCCGGAAAUAAAAUAUCUGUUGAUUUGAUUGAUAAGAACUACAUGCAAUCAUGUGUGGAGGAAUCA
Triticum dicoccoides is the source of this 1315-nucleotide messenger RNA. RefSeq lists its product as uncharacterized. Bases 187 to 1110 code for a protein of 307 amino acids. The record is from RefSeq and is a predicted model, not a curated record. Gene Ontology annotation, molecular function: phosphatase activity. Gene Ontology annotation, cellular component: cytoplasm; chloroplast. NCBI's taxonomy places the organism in Eukaryota, Viridiplantae, Streptophyta, Magnoliopsida, Poales, Poaceae. The transcript has 7 exons.